AUGGCAUCCAAAGAAAAGUUGUUAAUGCUCUUAAAAUUUCCAUUUUACAUGAUAUACUUCUAUCUAGAAGCUUUGUUGAGGACGAUUUUUCUUCGACCAUCACCCAAAGAUGUGAGAGGAGAAGUUGUGUUAGUGACGGGGGCGGGGCAUGGAAUUGGACGGGAAAUCGCCCUGGAGUUUGGCCGGAUGGGCUGUAGAGUUGUUUUGUGGGAUGUCAAUAAGAGUGGAAAUGACUCUGUGGCUGCCGAGAUAAAAGCUGCAGGAGGUGAAGCCCAUCCAUUUGUCUGUGACCUCUGUAAAACUGAAGACAUUAAGACAGUAUCGGCUCAGGUGAAAAAGAACAUUGGAGAUGUUGACAUCCUUGUAAACAAUGCUGGAAUUUUGUAUGGAGGAGAAAUGCUGAAAAUGAGAGAGGAGCACAUCCGGCGGACAUUUGAAGUCAACACUCUGUCACAUUUCUGGACCACCAAAGAGUUUUUGCCAGCCAUGAUUAAGAAAAAGAAAGGCCACAUUGUUACAAUUUCUUCAAUGUCCGCAAAGUCUGGUACUGCCCUACUGGUGGAUUACAGCUCCUCUAAGUAUGCUGCCUUCGGAUUUGCAGAGGCUAUGGAGGAAGAGAUGGACAGACUUGGCCACAGCUAUAUCAAGUUUACCACUGUUUGUCCAAUGUUUGUAAGCAGUGGAUUAGUGAAAGCUACUACCGAUGUAGAUGAGCCAUUGUUGACCCCAAAACGAGUUGCCUUGGCAACUGUAAAUGGGACAUUGUUGAACAGAGCAGUGGUUAUGAUUCCAGAAACUUUGGCCUUCUCGCUUCGCAUAGCAGCAUGGUUUCCACGGAAACUCAAUUUGUGGCUGAAGAAAGCGGGAAAUCUAGGAAUUCAGCCUCAGUAUAAUUCAUCAAAACAUGACUAAAGGAUACUUUGUGAUAAAGUAGACGAAUGUGUGACGUGUCAACACAGAGUACAUUUUGGUUGUUCAAUUUGUCUACAUACAUAUCUUUCUAGAGUGAUAUAAAUUAUUUUUGAUGAAUAAUAAGUCAAUGUUGCCAACCUCUUGUCAUCUAGUGUCUAUUCAUAGCACUUCAUAAUCAAGGAUGAUGCUGUGAAUGAAAGGAUCAUCAAAGAGCAUGGCCUUAUAAACCAAUUAUAUUGUAUCGUUAUCACAUUUCUAUAUUUGAAUAUCAUUUUAACUUAAUCAGGUGCAAAAAUUAAUUUUGAUUUUUUUAAAAAUUACUUAUGAAAAUUAAAAAAAGUAUCAAAUAACUAUAGAACUUGUGAUUGAGCAGAUUAUGAUAAAACCGGUAUCAGGUUGACUUGAUGAAACCCAGUGUAGCUGGUGAUACUUAGAUUCCAUAACAUUAUUGAAAUCGAUGAGGAAGUAAUAUAUUCCAUGUGUCAUGUGUAACAUUUGUGUACAUGUGUAACAUUUGUGUACAUGUGUAACAUUUGUGUACAUGUGUAACACAUGUGUAAGAUUUGUGUAUAUGUGUAAGAUUUGUGUACAUGUGUAACACAUGUGUAAGAUUUGUGUACAUGUGUAAGAUUUGUGUACAUGUGUACCAUUUGUGUACAUGUGUCAUGUGUAACAUUUGUGUACAUGUGUAAGAUUUGUGUACAUGUGUAACAUUUGUGUACAUGUGUAACACAUGUGUAAGAUUUGUGUAUAUGUGUAAGAUUUGUGUACAUGUGUAACACAUGUGUAAGAUUUGUGUACAUGUGUAAGAUUUGUGUACAUGUGUAACAUUUGUGUACAUGUGUAACACAUGUGUAAAAUUUGUGUAUAUGUGUAAGAUUUGUUUACAUGUGUAACACAUGUGUAAGAUUUGUGUACAUGUGUAACAUUUGUGUACAUGUGUAAGAUUUGUGUACAUGUGUAACACAUGUGUAAGAUUUGUAAGAUUUGUGUACAUGUGUAACACAUGUGUAAGAUUUGUGUACAUGUGUAACACAUGUGUAAGAUUUGUGUACAUCUGUAACAUUUGUGUACAUGUAUACCAUUUCACAUACAGAAUAUUUUGCAGAAUUGAUUUGAGGAAUUUGUUUCAGUACCUGUCAUGUACUUACAUAAAAUGCUAGAUUACGUUUAUGUUACACAUCCGUCUGUAGGCUGGAAUUCAAUUCAUGGAAGAGCUCUUCGAUAUGAAAUAGAGGUUGUGUAGUAGUUGCCUCCCUUAGUCCCCAAUCUGGAUCUUCACCUCAUUGUCUUAACUAACCAUUGAUGAGGUUUGGUAGUGGAGUUUGGUUGGUUACAUGGGUGUGGUCGAUAAAAUAUUGAUAUAGAUGUAUUAAAUCACGGACUUAUAUACGCUGUGUAUAUAAGUCCGUGAUUAAAUAAAUGAUUUAAUGCAUACACGUAUGUCUUUGGUUGAAUACAGAAUGAUUUACAAAUGAAGUGUAUAUUUUGAAGUGUUAUGGUAAUGUUUUACUGUUAAGGAGCCUGAUAUUAAAUGCUUGCCACAAAUGCCGCAGAUGCGAAGAUUUUAUCGAUCAAUUGUUUUAGUGUAAGUUCCAGUUACCACUGGGUUUUAUGUAUAACGUUUAAAUUCUCCAGGCAUGUACCGUUCCCUUGUCAAACGUUGUUGGGGGUGUAGAAUAUGCAUGCGCAUCUACAUGUACGUAUGGCUUGUAUCAUUUCCCUGUAGUUUCAUUUAAUUCAGUUCACAACCGGCGAGGGUAAAGGUAGCAAUUUGGAAAAGAUUUUGUCCAAUCAAUGUGUUUUUUGGUAACUAUGACAACCAAAGGGAAGGCAAGGUUUUUGAUAUAGUUCCAAUUUAUUUGCCAUCCAAUAAACAAGUUUUAAGCUCAACGGACAAUACCUCAAUUUUGACCAAUCAAGAGCCUCCAUUACGUAUCCGUGACAACAAUUCUGGAGACAAAUGGUAGUCAUUGAUAAGUGAAAUCAACCAACUUAGAGUGAUAUUAAUCUAUAGCCUUGUGAGUUAUUGGACAUAGCACAGAUACAUAUGAAAUGUGACCCGGUUACCAAGGCAACUAAAAUUAUCGCCAAAAAAUGCAAGCACACUUACAGAAUGCCCAUAACAUUUCUAUGGUUUCAUUGAAAUUGGUAUCCAACUCACAUUGGAUGAAUUACAAUUUAAAUUUCGACCAAACAGAAGCCACCAUCAUGUUUUCUUAGUCCAUAGUAAAGGUUCUGGAAAUACCUGACACUUCAAGUUACACCAUUUGGUUGAGUUUUAUUAAAAUUAAUCUAAGGACCUAUGAGUCGAGCCAUGACCCUUGCACAAAUAUACGUGUAUGUAGUGAGUGACUUGGUUACCACGGCAACCUAAGUUUCAGCAGAAAGGAGGAGAGACGUGACUUCAUCCAUGAAAUCUAUAAAUGACCCCUAAUAUUCCUGUGUAGUCUCAUUGAAAUUGUUUCACAAGUUUACGAGGAGCUGUCCGCAAAAAACGUUUUGCACAAAAACCCAUGUUUGGUGAACUGGUAAACAUGUCAACAAAAAUUCUAUUGAAAAAAUCGUGCAUACGCAUCCACACACAAUCCGUCGUAUUUCAAUGUAGUUCAUUGAAGCCCGUUCACAAGGAGGAGUUGAUAACUAUACUGAAACGUAUUUAGUGUAAAAAAAAUCGAAAUCAAAGAAGAAAUAUAUUGAGGACGAAAUCAUAAAAAUGAUCGCGUUUCUUUUUGACAAUAUCUUUGUCGGGUUUUCUGGUAAGAUCUUUAACAGACAAUUGGUACACUGAUGGAAACCACCUGCCCCUCUGUUGGCGGACUUUUUUGUUUUUAUACGAUGUUGAAUUUAUCGAAGAGCCUACCAAAGCAGGUCCUGACAACGACCUUGUUGCCGUUUAAUUUCUCUUUCAAAUAUAUUGAUGACGUCAUGUCUUUAUACAACAAGAAAUGUAUUGACCACGUCUAUCAUAUACAGCGACUAGAAUUGGAAAUCAAACUCUUCUACAUCAGCCGGUUAUCUCGAUCCCUUCCAACAACGAAACCAACAUUAACAACUUUCCACCAAAUUGUAUGAAAAGCAUGAUGAUUUCAAUUUCCCUAUCGUGAAUUUUCCAUUCUGAAUAGCAAGAAGCUUGCGCACGCAACAAAUGGUGUUUACAUGCCCCAGUGGAUUCGAUACCCAAGGACCUGUUCCCACAGUUUUCGUUCAAGGAGUCGUCAGUUAAAUGACAAACUCGUAACACAGGGUUUCAAAAGAUUCAGGUUGAUACAAAAUAUGGGGAAGUGUUACGGUCGUCAUAGUGAUCUCAUUGAGAAAUAUUCCAUUUCUUUCUGCGAUAUGACGCUGUCUGACAGUGGUGUAGCAACAAUGUAUACUUAAGCAUACACUCGAAAGGGAGAUUAUUGUUAAUAAAAAUCACUGUUUUUUAAUUUUUUUUAAUGAAAUGUGUUGGUGUAAAUGGAAAAGAUGAAAUCCGACAGCUUCAGGGGGACAUACAACCCUUAAAACCUUCGCAAUGCCACUGUUUGAUGCUCGUUAUCUUUAUUGUGUGUUCCGUUCUUGUAUACCUCAUUCGCAUUUCAGAACGUGACAUUACUUACUUGGAUCCACCCAGGUUUUACAUGGCGGGUGUCGUCGAUGAAACACAAGACUCUUACUCUUCUGGAACACCCUUCUUAUUCUCCUUGUACUUUUUCAGGGGUGUCCGUGAAAAUCUUUCUUUUGUUUCCAUUUUGCCCGAACUCGACUGAAUUUGAGUUUGGAUUAUGAUUAUGUUGGCAUUUUCUUGUUUUUUUGUUUGUUUUGUUUUGUAUUUUUUUGUUUUUUGUUUCUUGUAUUUUCAUGUCUACUAGGUGGGCUAUUAAUAUACUGAAAUUUCUUCUAUUGUUCAAUCACGAACGUUGAAAGCUAACAGAAGUAAUUUGCAAUAUAUUAAAACAGUUUAAGCAAAAAUGAAUUA
This is a messenger RNA of Ylistrum balloti, 4873 nucleotides long. RefSeq names its product estradiol 17-beta-dehydrogenase 11-like. Gene Ontology annotation, molecular function: oxidoreductase activity, acting on the CH-OH group of donors, NAD or NADP as acceptor. Lineage: Eukaryota; Metazoa; Mollusca; Bivalvia; Pectinida; Pectinidae. Gene Ontology annotation, cellular component: lipid droplet. The record is from RefSeq and is a predicted model, not a curated record. The transcript has 6 exons. Bases 1 to 912 code for a protein of 303 amino acids.